AUGGAGGAGGGAGAAGAUGAAUUGAAGGAUGAAGAAGAAGAAGAAAUGGAAGAUCAAGAGGUGGAGAUGGAAGAGAAUGAAGAGGAAAUUGAAGCGGGAGAAAAUGAAGUGAAUGAUAAAGAGGAAGAAGUGAAUGAUGAGGAGGAAGAAGUGGAAGACGAUGAAAAAGAAGUAGAAUGUCACGAAGUUGAGAUUGAAGAACUAGAAGAAGAUGUUAUUCAAUUGGAUAGUGUUUCUUCUAUUCAACAACAAUCUUGUUCAAGAAUUCAGCAAUCUCUUUCAACAGCCAAAGAAGCUUCUUCAAUUCACCAAAAAUCAUCUUUAAACACUGCCAAGAACAUUUCUUCUCAACCUAUUGAAAAAGAAGCAAUUUCAAAAUCUCUUGGUCAACGUUCCUCAAAUAAGCUUUCUUCAUCUACAAUGCCUUAUAUUUUUUCUCCGAAAACUUUGCAAAAGUCACAACCAAUUUGUGAUGCUUCUCGAACACAAAAAUCUGUUGAAAUUUUAGAAGGAAUUGAAGGAACAUCCAAAUCUGGUGAAAAAUCAUUCUCAACAGCCAAAGAAAUUUCUACAAGAAGCAAAGUCCAAAGCCAUUCAAAAAUUUUGUCUACAAGGAAUUUGGAAGAAUUAGAAAAUACUCCACCACCAUCAACAAGUCAGCAACAACAUCAACCUCGACAACGAGCAGUAGAACAUUUAAAUAGAAAUGCUUCAAUUCGAAAUUCUCGACGAUUGUCAUUAUCUCCAUGGAGGCAGCCACAAGAAUUUACACAUGUUUUGCAACACUGUAACAACGGCUAUAUUAUGACCUGGGAUGAGUUCCUUGAUCGCACUAAUUUUGAAUGUAUUCGUAAACUCGGUGAAGGAGAUUAUGGAGAGGUCUACGAAAUGUCCGAUUCUAAAGGGACUUAUGCUAUGAAGGUCAUUCAAGUUACCGAGGAAAAUCCGAUACCAGCCGUCUUUUCUGAAGUUUUCAUCACACGGCAUUUAUCAGAACUCAACAAUGCCGGUGAUUUCUCAACUCCUUCAUAUAUACCUCUUGUCCGUGCUAAUGUAGUCAAAGGUAUCUAUCCGGAUAUUCUUAUAAAGGCGUGGAAAAAAUACAAAAAACAAAACCCGAAGAUUGCUUUAAAUAAACAACCAACUGAGCGCAAAGACAACACCUAUGUCGUCCUAGUUAUGGCAAAUGGUGGAGUCGAUCUAGAACUAUAUUUGCAUAUACCUAGAAAGGUUUAA
Meloidogyne enterolobii is the source of this 1236-nucleotide messenger RNA. The record is from the annotation of a GenBank genome assembly. NCBI's taxonomy places the organism in Eukaryota, Metazoa, Nematoda, Chromadorea, Rhabditida, Meloidogynidae.